This is a messenger RNA of Sinocyclocheilus rhinocerous, 3307 nucleotides long. RefSeq names its product pleckstrin homology domain-containing family G member 4B-like. The transcript is spliced from 10 exons. Bases 1 to 2331 code for a protein of 776 amino acids. Gene Ontology annotation, molecular function: guanyl-nucleotide exchange factor activity. NCBI's taxonomy places the organism in Eukaryota, Metazoa, Chordata, Actinopteri, Cypriniformes, Cyprinidae. The record is from RefSeq and is a predicted model, not a curated record.
AUGUCUGACAAGUGUCAGAGCGUGAUCACGUGUCUGGAGACCUAUCGCAGUCAGCACCCCCCGAUCCCCGACGCACACUUCCAGGAGAUGAAGGACCUCGCUGGGGAGAUGAAGAGUGAGCAGGGACUCAAGCAGUGGAAGUUUGCCUGGUCCAAGUGUCAGGAGACCAAGCAGAUGUUUGAGAAGAAGCUGGAGAUGGCCCUGCGCACCCGCCGCGAGAGCGGCUCCAAAUCAGCGAGGGGUGACUCCUCUCGCCGGAACUCGGACCGUAGCGCUAAACCUCAGGAGCGUAGCAGUAGCAUCUCCUUCUCAUGUCGGAAAGCGUUCGGCGGAGGCUGGGGCCGGAACAGACUUUCCUCACAGUCAAGCAUAUCCUCAACUCCUAGCAGUCCUUCAGGCAUUCGCAUGGACACCCAUGACUCUGUCCGAACCCCAUCAGGAAGUCCAUAUAGCAUUGAGCACAGAAGCACCCCUGUCAGGUCCCACAGGCUAACACGUAGCAUCUCCACAGACGAGUCUCUGCAGCAGCCACAUCUGGAGGGGCAGGCGUGUGCUACUAGCCCAAGCCUCACCUCUAUCGAACCAAACCGCAGGGUUUUGCGGAAGACCCAGAGCUUUGAUACGGCCAGUAGCGAGUCUGUGUCACGGUAUGGGACCUGUCAGAGAACUUUGAGUGAGCCUGCACGGAGAGGAAACACAGGGGUGUUCAUUAAGGGUCUGGAGGUGAGCAGCACGGAAGUGAUCGAUCGGCCGUACAGCCCGCGACUACCGCCCAUGCAUGAAUGGUCUUCUGUUGACACUCACCGCAGCGGGAGUCCUGCACCAGAAACACGUAACAAGGGCAGUAAACUAUGCCACAUCGUAGAUGAGAUGGUAACAACGGAGCGGGAAUAUGUGCGUUCUCUGCGGUACAUCAUUGACAACUAUUUCCCUGAGAUGGAGCGCGCUGACCUGCCACAGGACCUGCGGGGAAAGCGCAGCGUCAUCUUCGGAAACCUGGAGAAGCUGGUGGACUUCCACAGCCAGUAUUUCCUGAAAGAGCUUGAGAGCUGCUGCAAUCAUCCUCUACGCGUCAGCCACUGCUUCCUACGACAUCAAGACCAGUUCAGCUUGUAUGCUUUAUACAGCAAGAACAAGCCAAAGUCAGACACACUUCUGGCCAGUCAUGGAAACAGCUUCUUCAGGCAUAAGCAGCUGGAGUUGGGGGAUAAGAUGGACCUGGCGUCCUACCUGCUGAAGCCCAUCCAGCGCAUGAGUAAGUACGCCCUGCUGCUGAAAGACCUGAUCAAAGAAGUGAGUGAAGUCCAGGAGCAGGAGCUAACGUACCUACGUGCUGCCACCGAGAUGGUCAAAUUCCAGCUUCGCCAUGGCAACGAUCUGCUCGCCAUGGAUGCUAUCAGAGAUUGUGAUGUGAACUUGAAAGAGCAGGGGCAGUUGGUUCGGCAAGAUGAGUUCACUAUUUGGUAUGGCAGGAAGAAGUGCCAAAGACAUGUGUUCCUGUUUGAGGAUCUAGUGCUGUUCAGCAAACCCAAACGCAUUGAGGGUGGCCUAGAUGUUUACAUUUACAAGCACUCUUUUAAGACGGCUGAUGUGGGUAUGACAGAGACGUCGGGUGAGAACGCUCUGAGGUUUGAGGUCUGGUUCAGGAGGAGAAGUUCAAAGAACCAGACCUACAUUCUCCAAGCCAGCACUGCCGAGAUCAAACACGCCUGGACCUGCGACAUUGCACGGAUACUGUGGCAGCAGGCCACACGGAAUAAAGAAGUUCGAAUGCAGGAGAUGGUCUCUAUGGGGGUGGGCAAUAAACCCUUCCUGGACAUUAAACCCAGUGAUGCUGCUAUCAACGACAGAGCCAUUGACUACAUUAUGAAAGGCAGAGGGGCCAGGACGAGAGCCUCCAUUGCUGUCUCGCUUUUUGACCACUCAAACCCAUUCAAACGAGCUGCAGUAAAUGCUCCCGUUAGCGGCCCCCCGGUGUCCGGUGGCCCCUCCUCUUCCACGCUGCUGGGGCCCUUGAAUCUGCAUAUGUACAGCAGCCAAAGCCUGUUAGCAGGGGAGAGACCUCUCAUCAGCCCCUGCAACGAGGAAGACGAGCUGGAACAUGAGACCAGCAGUCAGCCGUCUAUGACUACAGAGAGUUCGGGUUCGUCGUCUCACUGUCUGUCAGGUAGUGGCUCGAGCGGGUCAGACAGCGGAUGUGUGUCGAGUCACCUUCCCGAGGCUUUGUCCGAGGAGCCCAGCUCACCGUGUGACUCCUCCUGUUACUCCACCAUCACCUCUCCCACCCAGGAGAAACCCUGCUUUAACAGCCAGUACAUCUCAGCGGUUUAAGACCUGUCUGCUUCAGACUGAGAAGACAACAUUGCCACACCGAAGAGGAGUACAGAGCUAGUAUUUAUUGUUCCCAUUGAGUGCCAGCAAAUCUCAUGCAGCUUAAAAAGCGCUGAAAAUAGCACUGUUUCUUAUUUUCUUUUUUUAAACCACUUUUAGCAUCAAUAGCUUUUAUAUCAAUUUAAAAAUGAUCUAUAAAACUGAAUAAAUAUUCUUGUAUUUAUCUUCUUUUCAAAUGUUAAGAUGCAGUAGUGUUCUCAGCUGUAUUGUUAACUGUAAAUACUGUAGUAGUGUACAAUACACUUCUGAACUGCUGGGGUUAUUUACUCUUUUUGUUGUUGUUGUUGUUGUUGUUGCCCACUUUGCUGCAGACUUCAGCUGGUUUGAUUUAGAAAAAAUGCAUUAAUGUUAAAAGGCAUGUCUAGAUUUCUAAGCAUCAGUACACUAAAGACAUUAAGCAAUGUUUAAAGCAUUUGUUGUAGAGUUUCUGUUCUUUCUAGUGUUUCCAUAGUUUGUGGACCUGUAGUCAGUCGGUUCAGUAUGCUGUUUGAUAGCUGGCCUGAUCCAGAAUCAGAGAGCAUUAAUUCAAAUUAUUCGACUGGCCUCAGGUCAGCUCUACCCAGUACUGCUGCUAAUGGGUGCUGGAUAUCAUUGCUGCCUGUUUGGAGAUGGUGAGAGUUUUCAUUUCAGUUCUCUUAAUUACAUUAUAUUACGUAUAACAAAAUACAACAUGUAAAUUGUAAAUAGUUGCACCAGUGGUGCUUUGAGGACAUAGCGUUUAGGAAGUAAUGUUUAUACAUGUAUUAACCAGUCAACAUGGGAAUCACUCAAGUGCCAUUCUUUGUUGCCAACCCAGAUUGGAAGUGUACAAACAAAAGAUAAUACGUAAUAAUAAUAAAAAGCACUGCAAGUUCCACUUCAAGCUGAAGCAAGUGUUUUAUUUUUCAAUCUUAACAAGUUCACAGAAGUAAUAAAG